GCCAGUGGGGUGGGAUCAUCCCUAGGGCAGAGGGUGUCUGGGUGGGGUGUGCAGAGACGCCGCCCCCCACUCCAGGCUCUGCUCACCUCCGCUCCCUGCUCUCGUUGUCCCAGACCUGAAGGAUGUCUCUAGCGGACGAGCUGCUGGCCGACCUGGAGGAGGCGGCGGAGGAGGAGGACAACUUUGUGGAUGAGGAAGAUGAGCCGGCCAUCGAGGAUGUGCAGGAGGAGAUGCAGCUGGACCUCAGCGUCGACUCGGUCAAGAGCAUUGCCAAGCUCUGGGACAGCAAGAUGUUUGCGGAGAUCAUGGUGAAGAUCGAGGAGUAUAUCAGCAAACAGUCGAAAGCCACCGAAGUGAUGGGGCCGGUGGAGGCAGCUCCGGAGUACCGAGUAAUCGUUGAUGCCAACAACCUGACGGUGGAGAUUGAAAAUGAACUGAACAUCAUCCACAAAUUCAUCCGGGAUAAAUACUCCAAGCGAUUCCCCGAGCUGGAGUCCCUGGUUCCCAAUGCCCUGGAUUACAUCCGCACGGUCAAGGAGCUGGGCAACAGCCUGGACAAGUGCAAGAACAACGAGAACGUGCAGCAGAUCCUGACUAACGCCACCAUCAUGGUGGUGAGCGUCACGGCCUCCACCACGCAAGGGCAGCAGCUGACGGAGGAGGAGCUGGAACGCAUCGAGGAAGCCUGCGACAUGGCCCUGGAGCUCAACCAAUCAAAGCACCGAAUCUACGAGUACGUGGAGUCCCGCAUGUCCUUCAUCGCCCCCAACCUGUCCAUCAUCGUCGGCGCCUCCACUGCUGCCAAGAUCAUGGGCAUCGCUGGCGGCCUCACCAACCUCUCCAAGAUGCCGGCCUGUAACAUCAUGCUCCUGGGAGCCCAGCGCAAGACCCUGUCUGGCUUCUCCAGCACCUCGGUGCUGCCCCACACGGGGUACAUCUACCACAGCGACAUCGUGCAGUCGCUGCCCCCGGACCUGCGGAGGAAGGCGGCUCGUCUUGUUGCUGCAAAGUGCACGCUGGCGGCUCGGGUUGACAGCUUCCAUGAGAGCCCAGAGGGGAAGGUGGGCUACGACCUCAAGGAGGAAAUUGAACGAAAGUUUGACAAAUGGCAGGAGCCUCCCCCCGUGAAGCAGGUGAAGCCCCUGCCGGCCCCCCUGGAUGGCCAGAGAAAGAAACGAGGAGGCCGCAGGUAUCGGAAGAUGAAGGAACGACUGGGGCUCACGGAGAUCCGGAAACAGGCCAACAGGAUGAGCUUCGGGGAGAUCGAGGAAGACGCCUACCAAGAGGACUUGGGCUUCAGCCUGGGCCACCUGGGCAAGUCGGGCAGCGGCCGGGUGCGGCAGACACAGGUCAACGAGGCCACCAAAGCCAGGAUCUCCAAGACCUUACAGCGCACACUCCAGAAGCAGAGCAUGGUGUACGGCGGGAAGUCGACAAUCCGGGACCGCUCCUCAGGCACGGCCUCCAGUGUGGCCUUCACUCCGCUCCAGGGGCUGGAGAUCGUUAACCCACAAGCGGCAGAGAAGAAGGUGGCGGAGGCCAACCAGAAAUACUUCUCCAGCAUGGCGGAGUUCUUAAAGGUGAAGAGCGAGAAAAGCGGCAUCAUGUCCAGCACAUGAGCCUCUUCCCCACAGACUCACCCCUGCCCCCUCGCCCAGAGCCCGGCUGCGCUGGGAAGCAGCGGGGAAAUUCGGGGGCUUUUGUUCUAGCUCCCUCGCUCAGCGGGACCUGAUCCUUCCACCUCCCCAGCCGCGGAGAGCUGGGCCGAGCCAACCUACUGUCUCCUGAGCAUCUUUCUGUUCCCAGGGGGACCCACGCCUGAGCUCCACACAGGCUUGGGAGCUGUGUGUGUCCGGGGAGGGGAGUGAAUUGUGUGGGAACCCCUAGCCCUGUUCACUGUAUAAGGGGUGUGAGAGAGAGAGAGAGACCCCCGUUACCUGUAUAAAUGAGUGGGUGUGUGCAUGAGAUGAAUGCAGAAUGGCUGGUACAGCGAUUUCUCAGUGCUCAUGUUGAAAUCUCCCUUGGCUUGUGCCCGAGGCGGGGAAUGGGCUGAUGAAAGGGGGGGGGGG
Mauremys reevesii (Reeves's turtle) is the source of this 2069-nucleotide messenger RNA. It is a transcript of the gene PRPF31, whose product is annotated as pre-mRNA processing factor 31. The transcript is spliced from 13 exons. Gene Ontology annotation, cellular component: U4/U6 x U5 tri-snRNP complex; U4 snRNP; precatalytic spliceosome. Gene Ontology annotation, biological process: spliceosomal tri-snRNP complex assembly; mRNA splicing, via spliceosome. Bases 123 to 1619 code for a protein of 498 amino acids. NCBI's taxonomy places the organism in Eukaryota, Metazoa, Chordata, Testudines, Geoemydidae. The record is from RefSeq and is a predicted model, not a curated record.